Clunio marinus is the source of this 2916-nucleotide messenger RNA. The record is from the annotation of a GenBank genome assembly. NCBI's taxonomy places the organism in Eukaryota, Metazoa, Arthropoda, Insecta, Diptera, Chironomidae.
AAGGGGAAAUUUGAAAAAUACCAUUUGGGGGAUACCAAGGGGAGAAAAAUUGCUUCAACGAUUGCUACUUGACUGGAUUAGGAAAUCGGAAAAAGUUGAGAGCUGAGUGAUAAAGUAUUUUAUUGAGAUGGAAGAGUUGGAAAUAAUUGUGGAUGAGAAUAAUUAUGAGAUUGGCAUUAGAAAUAUUUUGAAAAAGAUUCGAGAACAUUGGAACAGUGAUGGAAUAAAAUUUAAAUCAUUUACGGAUGGAAUUACAAAUAAGUUAAUUGGAUGUUUCUACACUGACCCACAAACAAGUCGCGAUGAAGUUCUGUUGGUUCGAAUUUAUGGAAAUAACACCGAAUUACUGAUCGACAGAAUAGCUGAAAAGAAAAACAUUUCUUAUUUGCAUGAGCAUGAUUUGGCACCUGAGUUAUAUGGUACUUUCAAGAACGGUUUAAUUUACGAAUUUAUUCCUGGUUCAACAUUGACAACAACAAGUGUUUAUGAGCCAAGCUUAUGGCAUCUCGUCGCAACCAACUUAGCUCGAAUGCACAAACUUCCAUUAAGCUCUGAAGAAUCUGCAAAGGUACCAAUGCUCAAAAGCAAGUCAUUAAAGUUUCUCAAUUUAAUUCCUAACUCACUGUCCGAUCCAGUUAAAAAUGCAAGAAAUAAAGUAACAUUCAUCGACUAUGAAUACGCUGAAUUAAACUUUCAAGCAUUCGACAUAGGCAAUCAUUUCGCAGAGUUUCCGGGUAUUGACUCUAGUAAUGGAAUUGAUUAUACAAAGUAUCCAUCACGAGAUUUUCAGUUCAAUUGGAUAAGAGCUUAUCUUGAAGAGUUUAAAGAAUCAAACGUCACAGAUGAUGACGUGGUGACACUUUAUAAACAGGUCAAUAAAUUUGCCCUCGCUUCACACUUCCUUUGGACCUUAUGGAGUUUAAUUCAAGCGGAACACUCAACAAUUGAUUAUGAUUUCAUAGCAUUUGGAUCACUCCGCUAUAAUGAAUAUCUCGCCAAGAAAGAUGAAUUUCUCAAUUUAUAAAAGUUUCCUUCAAAAAUAUUUCUUGACAUUCACAAAGUUAUCUUUUUUAAAACAGUCAUCACAGUCUCCAUGUCAUUCCUUGUUCUUAGUAUUAAUAUUAUAAUUUUACCUGUAAAACAAUUAAAUUUAAUUAACUUUGUUGCUUCUUAAAUGUAAUGUCUGCAAUAAUCAUUUCCAUUUGCAACCUUUUGUGGUGCUAUUUUACUAAUAUUAUAAAAACACUUUUUGUUCCUUCUGUUUUUUUUAAUGAAUGUUAAAAGGCAAUAAAAUAUAUAUUUGAGUCCAUUUAAAAUAUUUUCAUUACAUAAUAAUUGUACAACAAAUGUAAAAUAAAUGCAUCAAGUUCCAUGUGUUAGAUAAAUUGCAAAAUUAAUUGCACUUUGUUGGUUUAAUUUUUAGUGCCCGUCAAGAAGGAAGAGAUUUGGAUUUUCCAAAUAUUGUUUCCAUAAAUUGACAAAUGAGCUUAUUGUUACACCGUCGAUGAUACGAUGAUCAGCUGAGAAGCUUACUUUCAUGAUAUGCGCUUUGACAAGCUCGCCAUCAGCGUCAAAGCGAGGAAGCACAUUGAUUUUCCCGAUUGCAACAAUGCAUACCUGUGGAGGCAUGAUGACUGGAUGUGUAUACGUCCCGCCAAUAAUCCCAAUGUUAGACAAAGUGAAAGUGCCAUCAGAGAAGUCUUCGGGAGUUAAAGCACCUUUCAGCCCUUUGUCGUGUAUUUUCAUGACUUCAUUUGAAAUUUCCAAUAUUGACUUCUCAUGAACAUUUUUAAUGUUUGGAACAACUAAACCCAUUGGUGUAUGAAUGGCAAUAGAUAUGUUAUGAUAUGGUUUAUAGAUAAUCGAAGCAUUCUCAACAUCUAAUGAGCUGUUCAAUAUUGGAUAUUUAUGAAGACAAACGCUUAAAGCUUUGAUGAAAAAUGGCAUGUAAGUUAUUUUUAUUCCUCGGGAUUGAGCUUCAAUCUUUAUUUCGUCACGUACGGAUACCAGUUUUGACAUGUCAACCUCUUCGGAAUAUGAGAAGUGGGGAAUUUUUAGAGCUUCCGUCAUUGAUUUGUACAUAACUUUAGGAACGCCUUUCAAUCGAACAAUUCUGUGUUCAAGAGGCGAGAUAACUGUGCGAGAUGUAAGUGGCGGAGGCACUUCAAAUUCGGAUUUUUCUCUCUCUUUCAAUGAUGGAUGAGGUUUUUGAGUUCCUUUUGGAACCAAGUUUAGAUAUUCGAGAACAUCGCCCUUUAAAAUCCUCCCACCUUUUCCAGUUGGAUGAACUUUAUUCAAAUCGACAUUGUUUUCUUUUGCGAUUCGCCUUACACUUGGCGUAGUUAGAAUUUUUGAAGUCUCACUAUCAGAACUGCUGCCGCUUUCCUUUUCAUCUUCUGAAGAGCUGCUACUAUCGCUGGAACUUCCAGAGUUCUCGUCCUCUUCAUCAUCAAUAUCAAAAUCAAGUAAAGGUUUUCCGACUAAGGCAAUGUCAUCGAUAGAAUGAUAUAACUUCAUUAUCCUUCCAUCAUAUCGAGAUGUAAUUGUUACUGACGCUUUGUCUGAUUGCACUUCACAGAUGUUAUCGAAUUGAGAAACUACUUGUCCGACUUCAACAAACCAUUCUUUAACUGAUACUUCAUGAAUACCUUCUCCUAUAUCGCUGAGAUUGAAUGUCACUAACUUUUGAAGUGAUAAAGAAGUUUGAAAAGACCUUCUUAAAUUGAAAUUCACCGAAUAUCCAAGAUGUUUCGAGUUUGCAAGGAAUGACUUUCUUGGAAAUAUACUUGUCCCUAUUUUCCGUAAUAACUGUGCCAUUUUUAACGAACCAAAUAAAGUAAAAAGUAUUAAAAGAACGAAAAUAUAAAAAAAGUCUUAAAAAUAAAAAUAAAUGGGAAAAGUGAUUGUAAGCCCCCC